AUGGGCUUCAGUCCUUGGGCCAUUCUGGCCAUCGUCCUGACCGCCGUCGCCCUCGGCGCCCUCCUCUCCAUCCAUCAAUGGCGCAUCCGCGUCGACAGGCGCCAGAACCCGCCGGCCGCCGCCGCCGCCGACGAAAAGACGGCCGACGGCCAACCCGCCCAGCCACCGCCCAGCGACCUCGGGGAGUCCGGACACGGUCCUGGCCCGGGUGCGGCGGCGGUGGACGGCGCGCCGCCGCCGGAACCGACGCCGAGCAGACCGAGCGGCGUCAGCAGCAGCGCCGACAACGCCGACAAGGCAAGUCGCGGCGGCUCCACCACUACUGCGGACGGGAGGCAAGCCGAUUGA
This is a messenger RNA of Diplodia corticola, 348 nucleotides long. RefSeq lists its product as uncharacterized. The coding region runs from base 1 to 348 and encodes 115 amino acids. Lineage: Eukaryota; Fungi; Ascomycota; Dothideomycetes; Botryosphaeriales; Botryosphaeriaceae. The record is from RefSeq and is a predicted model, not a curated record. The transcript has a single exon.